UGUAAAAUUACUAGAAAACAGGUAAUACUAAGGGUCGUUAGGACUUAGGAGUAAGAAAAAAAGAGAACUCGUUUAUAAAAGAAAGGACUAUGUCUGUAUAAAAGCGAAUGCGUAAUGCUGAUGGCUCAACAGUCUCCAAUAAAAAGGCCCACAGUCCAAAUACAGCUGAGCUUUUUAUUUUAUAGUUCAAAAAAUGCGUUUGGCACUUUCUGCACUGUUGGUUUUUGUGACUUGUGUAGCCGUGGCCUCUUCGAGAAAUCCGGCUGGAGUGUACGGUUACCAUCCAUAUCAGUACGCUCCAUCCUAUGAGCUGAACGCAGAGGCUAUAUACCCCCGACAGCUUAUGUGGUCGAUAAGCGACAUCAUAACUGUGGGUUUCCCAAGACCGACUGUGCGUGUAACAGACACAAUAAUAUCGACUAUGACUUGCACCAAGUCGGUGGCAAGAAAUUGUCGCCUUUAUCAAAGGCCGUUCAAACAAAGAUCACCGCCCGCUAACUCUGCUGCUAAAGAAACAUUUGAAGAAGAAUAUGAUGAAGAUGAACAAUUUCCUAUUUCUCCUUCUGUCGUUCAAGGUGUUGAGGCUACGCAAGUACCAGGCCGAGAAGCCCGUGCAGCUGAGCCACAAUAUUUUGUGAAUUCUCCGGCGUACAAAAAUUAUCCGUACGGCAUCGAAUCCGCUUUCAACAGCGGCCCUUACAACCCUGUGGUGAUGCCUUUUUACGGUUCAUACCCGGUACCAGCUGCUGUUCAACGCCAACUUUUCUCCGGGAUAUUAACUGUAACGACAACGGUGUCGACUGUCUUGAAAAUGGCCACCAUCACUAAAGUGCCACGGUGCUCCAGGGCAGGUCCAAUUGCGCAAUGCCCGAUAAAUCCUUAGCACUCUUAACCAAUUUCAUGUUAACAACAUAACCCAUAUUACGCCACUAUUUACUUCAACUCGUCAUAUUAUUGUAAACGGACUCCAAAUUAUUCUGAAAUGGUUGGAUAGCGGUUGCGAGUGAAUCAUUUUCAAAUAUAUUAAGUCAAUUUUACCCUUUUUUUUGUUUUUCACACAAAGUAGGACGAGUGUUGAAAAAGCGUGAAAUGGAAAAAAAAGUGCAAAUUCAUUCAAACCGAGAAUUUCCAUAAAUAGGGGUUUGAUUUAAUAUUGAAAUGAAGAACGAUUCGAGUUCCCAUGGGAAAAACACGGCUCUAUCAUAUCCUGAUUAUUUCUGCGAAGUCGUAAUAUCAAAAGAAUGCUAACGAUAUACUAUGAUAUAAUAUUAGGCUGGUUUGAGAAAAGAAAUCAACUCGAAAAAGGCAAAAUUUUUAUGCGCAUAAUUUCUUUAACAAAAACAUAAAAAACCGACCAGUUUCCAUGUUGGAGAAAUGCUCGAAGGUAAAAAAGGGUCAAAUCGUUUAACUCCUUCUCGAUGAAACAGAAGACACGCAAGAAAAACCCGGAAGGCUUUUGCACAUUCCGUUAACUUUAUUUCCUAUAUAGUUAUUUUCCCGCUAUCGCCUUGGCGCUGGUGUGAUCUGGUGUGAUCUCAUUUUUUUUUUUUUUUUUUUUUUUUUUAUAAUUUGACCCGUUCAAGAGGAUUCGACAACAAAUGACAGAUGUAUUUUUGGUGUGCGGCAUAUAUUCUUUGAUAAAAAUGUGAGAAGCUACAGUCGAUCAAUCCAUGUUAGACAGUCGAAUUUGAAUAUUUACUACAUGGGUCACCUGCUAAGAAUAAACCUGGCCAAGCAGAACGUGGUAGGAGCACGCCAGUUGUUUUUCUUUCCUCGGCAGACACCUGACACGAUAAAUCUGGCAUUCUUCUCCCUUAUUAGGUCACCGCGCAGGGUCGUUUGUUAUUUGUAUCACGUUCAAUUUUUCAGGUUGGCCAAUAAAAGAACAGUCGACGAUUUCAUUACAAAAAAACUAUUGGUGUGCCCUUCUGGGAAGCUAAUUUACAACGCUUGAAGAAUAAUAGAUUUCAGUGGGUUGUGGGAAAUUGAGUACAUGAAGCUAUGUAAUCGUUCAUCUUAAUUUGCUUUGGUAUUUGUCUCCCGAUUAAGGGCAGAGGAAAGAUGAAGGCGAUGAACUCGCAGACGAAAACAAGUUUGAUCGCCCUCCAGAUCAUAACUCGAAAGAGGAAAUGAGAUACCUUUAGGGUUGACGUAGCUCGAGCCAAAUUAAAAAAGAUAACGGCCAUUCACUUCAUGGAGUUAAGAUUUCAGUAAAAAAUAUAUGCUGAUGAAUCAAAAGCUGAAAACUCGUUUGUGUUGGUAUCAUCGGAUUGCCAGAUGAAGUGCAUAAAACCAACCCCAAACUCAAAGAUGCCCAGUCGUCUCCGAUAAGCGGUAAACAGUUCACAUCUUCCCAAGCGAAAUUUAAACAUCCCAUUUCAAAAAAUGCGUUUGCAACUUCCCUUGCUCCUCGUCUUCUUGGCUUGUGCAGCUUCUCAGGCGUUCAACCCUUACGUCGGAGAGCAAUAUCCGUAUUACUACAACCGCCCGUCGUAUUACAAAUCAGACGAUGCGGAAGAUUUACGGCAAAUGAUGUUUUCGUUGGCCUUGCCUGCGAGACAAACGACGGUGACAGUCACGACCACUGUUCGACCGACGUUCUCAUUCCCAACGCUGUCGAUGCCAUCCCUACCGCCACUGCGGCAAACGAUAACGAGCCGACUGACGUCAUAUUCCACGAUUACCUGCACCAAGUCAACCGAUGUCCCCUGUCCGGCUGUUGUAAAAAAAACCAGCACGGCUGAUCUUAUGGCAGGAACAAGUGGGAGCCAGAAAAAUACAACAGCAGUCGCUGACAUAGAGGUAGAAGAAGAGGAUGACGCUGUACAGCAAUUCGCCGCCGUCACUCCGACCGUCGUCCAAAAAGUUGAGACUACAAAAGUGCCGACCCAAAAAGUUCCCAACAAGAAAGUGCCAAACCGAAAGGGCCGUGAUAUCGAAUCGGAAUUGUUGUCCUUGUUGUCUCCGGAUUUCUACGACGACUAUUUCGAAAAUCAACCGCAUGACAUCCAGUCCGCUUUUCACACCGGCCCGUACAAUCCCGUUCCUCUGCCUUUUUUCAGAACGUAUCAGCCAGCACCUAAUAUUGCCCAGCUGCGCCAAUCGUCGUUUUUGGCUUUGCUAGGAAGUCUAUUCACCAGCCGAAGCACGAUAACAUACUUUGGAAUCAAAACGUCUACCUUGACUCCUACCUGUUCGGUGGCCGGGCCCAUUCCCCAAUGUCCAAAUAUUUAAUUUUUUUUUUAUUGAGACCUGGUUUAACCUGCAAGAAAUUAUUUAUUUGAAAUAGAGUAGCAGACUGGUCCAAGAGAAUGACUUCCAACUGUUCAGCCAGCCAUAAGAUUUUUUGUGAAACUCUCCUCUCCAUUUAAAAUAAACAUUACACAUAUUUAAAA
Messenger RNA from Daphnia pulicaria, 3395 nucleotides. RefSeq lists its product as uncharacterized. The record is from RefSeq and is a predicted model, not a curated record. The transcript is spliced from 4 exons. Lineage: Eukaryota; Metazoa; Arthropoda; Branchiopoda; Diplostraca; Daphniidae. Bases 194 to 883 code for a protein of 229 amino acids.